This is a messenger RNA of Danaus chrysippus (African queen), 534 nucleotides long. The record is from the annotation of a GenBank genome assembly. NCBI's taxonomy places the organism in Eukaryota, Metazoa, Arthropoda, Insecta, Lepidoptera, Nymphalidae.
AUGACACUGUCACGAGAUGAUCUCCAUCCUCAUCUCCUACUGAUCGAUAGUGUGGGGGGGUCGUGGAGGAGGAGGAGGGAGGAGGAGGGAGGGAGGGGGAGGAGGUAUCGGAGUGAUUGUUUGGCCAAUUACACGGCGGGCAUCAAACCUGCACUUUCCCCACUUAAUAACUGGUUCACGAUCGCUCAUCACGACACACUACCAUUUAGCGUGCCGGGGUCGAUGACCCCACUCAUUUCCUUCCCAAAUCAGAGCACAUUCCUCGAACCCUCGCAGCCCUACGAGUGUCGAGUAAAUACUAUAUUCCGAUGUGUAGUGAGAAUUGUUCCCAGCCGUGUUCAUGUUAAACCGUGCCGCCUCGCCACGGACACAGUCGACGACAUGCAUCUGACGCUAAUUGUCACGCCGGCCACGACCCGCUCACACCUCCAGCUCACAGCUUUCCGUCUAAUUAUAGUUCCCUUAUCAGAUACACCUCACGAUCACCAGGCCCUGCUGAGACUGCUAAAGAAGUUAGUGAGCGGGGAACUCUAG